Dipodomys spectabilis (banner-tailed kangaroo rat) is the source of this 1830-nucleotide messenger RNA. It is a transcript of the gene Galnt9, whose product is annotated as polypeptide N-acetylgalactosaminyltransferase 9. Lineage: Eukaryota; Metazoa; Chordata; Mammalia; Rodentia; Heteromyidae. The record is from RefSeq and is a predicted model, not a curated record. The transcript has 11 exons. Gene Ontology annotation, cellular component: Golgi apparatus. Bases 1 to 1794 code for a protein of 597 amino acids.
AUGGCGCUGGCCCGGAGGGUCCGGACGCUGCUGACGGUGAACGUCCUGGUGUUCGUGGGCAUCGUCCUCUUCUCCGCGUACUGCCGCCUGCAGGACCGCGCCGAGGCGCUGGCGCCGGGCGUGCGCGGCGGGCCGGGCCGGGCGGGCGCGCGCGCCGACCGCGAGGCCAUCCUGCAGCGCCUGGACCAGCUGGAGGAGGUGGUGUACGGCCGGCUCAACGGCCUUGCGAAGCCCAUCGGGCUGGUGGAGGGCCCGGGCGGCCUGGGCCAGGGGGGUCUGGCGGCCACCCUGCGGGAUGACAGCCAGGAGACCGAAAGCAAGUUCGAGGAGUUCGGGUACAACGCGCAGCUCAGCGACCGCAUCUCCCUCGACAGGUCCAUCCCCGACUACAGGCCCAAGAGGUGCAGACAGAUGACCUACGCCAAAGACCUGCCCCAGGUGUCGGUGGUCUUCAUCUUUGUCAACGAGGCCCUCUCGGUCAUCCUGCGCUCCGUGCACAGCGUGGUCAACCACACGCCCUCCCAGCUCCUGAAGGAGGUCAUCCUAGUGGAUGACAACAGUGAUAACGCGGAGCUCAAGCUCAGCCUGGACCAGUACGUGCACAAGCGGUACCCGGGCCUGGUGAAGGUGGUGCGCAACAGCCGGCGUGAGGGUCUCAUCCGGGCGCGGCUGCAGGGCUGGAAGGCGGCCACGGCGCCCGUGGUGGGCUUCUUCGACGCCCACGUGGAGUUCAACACAGGCUGGGCUGAGCCUGCCCUCACGCGGAUUCGAGAGGACCGGAGGCGCAUCAUCCUGCCUGCCAUCGACAACAUCAAGUACAACACGUUCGAGGUGCAGCAGUACGCCAACGCCGCCCAUGGCUACAACUGGGGCCUGUGGUGCAUGUACAUCAUCCCACCGCAGGACUGGCUGGACCGAGGGGAUGAGUCCGCGCCCAUCAGGACACCCGCCAUGAUCGGCUGCUCAUUUGUGGUGGACCGCGAAUACUUUGGGGACAUCGGCCUGCUGGACCCGGGCAUGGAGGUGUACGGCGCGGAGAACAUCGAGCUGGGGAUGAGGGUGUGGCAGUGCGGCGGCAGCAUGGAAGUGCUGCCCUGCUCUCGCGUGGCACACAUCGAGCGCAGCAAGAAGCCCUACAACAACGACAUCGACUACUACGCCAAGCGCAACGCCCUGCGGGCCGCAGAGGUGUGGAUGGACGACUUCAAGUCCCACGUGUAUAUGGCCUGGAACAUCCCCAUGACCAACCCCGGGGUGGACUUUGGGGACGUGUCUGAGAGGCUGGCCCUGCGCCAGAGGCUGAAGUGCCGCAGCUUCAAGUGGUACCUAGAGAACGUGUACCCCGAGAUGAGGAUCUACAACAACACCCUCACGUACGGAGAGGUGAGAAACAGCAAGGCCACGGGCUACUGCCUGGACCAGGGGGCAGAAGACGAUGACCGGGCCAUCCUCUACCCCUGUCACGGCAUGUCCUCCCAGCUGGUGCGGUACAGCGCGGACGGCCUCCUCCAGCUGGGACCCCUGGGCUCCACCGCCUUUCUGCCCGACUCCAAGUGUCUGGUGGAUGACGGCAGGGGCCGCACGCCCACCCUGAAGAGAUGUGAGGAUGUAGCCAGGCCCAGCCAGCGGCUGUGGGACUUCACCCAGAGCGGUCCCAUUGUGAGUCGUGACACUGGCCGGUGCCUGGAGGUGGAAAUGUCCAAGGACGCCAACUUCGGGCUGCGGCUGGUGGUGCAGAGGUGCUCAGGACAGAAGUGGAUGAUCAGAAACUGGAUCAAGCAUGGACGGCACUGACCCUUCCUUCUCCACCCAGCGCAGAGCCCUGUGGAC